GGGAAAUAUCGUGGGGAGACAUUGGUGGGGCUCCUCACUCCGUGGUGCAUAUCGGCGCACGAAGAACGGAAUCAACGUUUGAUCGCUCAGUCUUCGCCAGUCUGCGUUCGCCUUCAAAGUCCGGCUGAGACACAGUGCCCCUCUUUCCUUAGUGACAGAUCUAUAAGUAGAGAGCAGAAUGUCAGACCCCGUAAGCCCAUCCCUCAAGGACCUUCCCAAGGUUGCAUUAGACUUUAAAAGCGAACUGGAGGGCUUCAACCAUGGCUGUAUGAAGAAGGCUGCAACUGCUGAGAAGAAUGUUUUGCCUUCGGCUGAAGACGUGAGGCAGGAGAAACAACACUGCGAGCUUAUCCAAGGAGUGGAGAACUUUAAAACAGAUCGCUUGAAGCAUAUCGACACCGUAGAGAAGAUUGUUUUGCCUAAUGCCCAAGAUGUAGCUGCAGAGAAAACGCAACAGACUUUGAUUGCUGGAAUUGAAGCAUUCGACCCGGCCAGACUAAAGCACACAGAAACCCAGGAGAAAUAUCACCUUCCGGACAAAGAUGCCGUAAAAGCCGAGAAACAGCAUCAGAAUUUACUGAAUGGCGUCGAAAGUUUCAACAAAGCAGCUAUGCGACAUGCUGAGACCCUUGAAAAAAACCUUUUACCUGACCCCCAAGCCAUUCAGGAGGAAAAGGGAAAGCAACAACUUAUUUCUGGAAUAGAAAACUUUGACCCGGCAAAACUGAAGCAUGCAGAAACCCUUGAGAAAAAUCCUUUGCCUACCAAAGAAGCGAUCGAUGCCGAAAAAGUAGCUGCUUAAACAGCGUCGGAAGUACUUAAACAACAUGCAGCCACCCAUCAUUUCUUCAUUCUCUAUACCCUAACAUUUCGUAACUAUUAUUAAUAAACCUAAUAUCAUAUGACUACCGUGAUAAUAUAAUCUCAUAUUAAAUAUUUAUAGUUGCAUAAAUUUAGCGAGCUUUAUAUCCUGAAACACGUUUGCCAAAAAAUUGAUGAAACCUAAAAACUCGAUAUUCUACUACGAGAUAUACAAUUGAAGAAACGAAUUUUGAACCGCGUCUACGGGAUAUAAAUGUAAGAA
Molecule: messenger RNA, 1084 nt
Organism: Diprion similis
Lineage: Eukaryota; Metazoa; Arthropoda; Insecta; Hymenoptera; Diprionidae
Gene: cib
Product: thymosin beta
Exons: 7
Coding region: 179-802 (207 amino acids)
Biological process (GO): actin filament organization
Cellular component (GO): cytosol
Molecular function (GO): actin monomer binding
Source: RefSeq, a predicted model, not a curated record